AUGUUAAAAGAAGAAAAAGGUAGUAAUUUUGAGAAGUAUAGUGACUUAGCUAUACCAGGUACGGUGCAUUUGGUAGACUUGGAAGGGAUCUUAAACGUUAAGAAGGAUAAACAUUCCCAUUCAUUCCAUAAUAUAAUUCUUCAACCCCAACCUUCGUGCAAUCCAAAUGACCCUCUCAGGUGGAGUAAAUCAAAAAAACAACAACAAUUUUGGUUAUUAUGGGUUUGGGCUUUCCUACUUGCAGUGGCUGUAAAUUGGACCGGUCCAAUAUGGACUGAUUGGACGGUAGAAUUUAAUUGCACUUUUACUGAAUUAAAUAUUUCGUCUGCAAUCUGCUUCUUGUUUCUUGGCUUAGGUUGUGUUUUCUUACAACCCACUGCAAUGAAAUUAGGUAGGCGGUUUGUAUAUUUAACAUGUACAAUAAUUGUAAUAGUUGGUAACAUAAUUGGUUCGCAAGCUAUUUCAGUUGAGUAUUUAUACGUUUCUAAUUUAUUGGCAGGAUUCGCAGCAGCUCCUGUUGACUCAUUAGUUGAAAUUUCUACUACAGAUGUAUUUUUCCAACAUGAACGGGCCGAGUACUUAUCCUGGUUUGUUUUUGCUCUUUAUGCUGGCUCUGACCUUGGGCCAGUUGCAUGUGGUUUUAUUAUACAAACUAUGAGCUGGCGGUGGUGUUUUUAUUUUCAAAUUAUUUUUUUCGCUGUAUUAUUAGUUGUACAGUUGUUUUUCAUGGAAGAUACAACAUUUGAGAGAUCCAAAGAUGUUUUAAAAAAUUUUGAAAGUUUAAAUGUUGAUGAAGGAAUAACCUCUACUGAAAUAGGGGAGAUGGAACCAUACAGAAAUAAAAAUGAGAAGCAUAAGAAUAAGAACAAUACUAACGAGAUUGAAAAUAUUUCCAUUUCUGAUAUUUCCUCAAGUGACUCUUUUGUUCCUAUUAGAACUUAUUGGCAGAGAAUGAGAUUAAUUGAACUUGAAUUUAGUGAUUCCAGAUCUUGGUUUGAGCUAUUCUAUAAGCCUUUUCUUUUAAUCACAUUCCCAAGUGUUGUCUGGGGUGGUCUUAUAUACGGUUCCCAAAUGAUGUGGUUGUCUUUGUUAGCAACUACCCAAUCAGAGAUAUACGCAACUUCUCCAUAUAAUUUCUCCUCGGCAAUAGUUGGCCUAACAAAUAUAGGUGCAUUAAUUGGAUCUCUUAUUGGCAUGAUAUAUGGUGGAAAAUUUGUGGAUUAUUGUACCAUCAAAUUGACUUCACAAAAUGAAGGAAUAUUUGAACCAGAAUUUAGAUUAUGGACUAUGAUUGUUCCUACCAUAUUCAAUGCAGCCGGUCUUCUUGCAUAUGGAUUAGGUACUGCCUAUAAAUCAAAUUGGACAGUAUCUGUUAUUAUUGGACAAGGUUUACUUGGGUUUGCAAUGAGUUCGUCUGGAUCUAUUUGCUUAACAUACGUGGUUGAUGCUUAUCCUAAAAUAGCAAGUGAAGCCUUAGUCUUAAUGUUAUUUAUCAGAAAUUGUAUAGGCUGCAGUUUCACAUUUGCUAUUCAGCCUUGGUUGGACCAGUGUGGUUUGAAGCUCACAACUUGGUUGAUGUUUAUGCUAUCUAUCCUCAUCAACGGUAGCUUCGUCAUUAUGUUGAAAUGGGGCAAAACUUUUAGAAGAGCCACUACCAAAAGAUAUUAUGAAUACUGCGGGUCCAGCAGUAUUCUUGAGCGGGCAUUGCCUUCGAAUAAUAACGUAGAUGCAAUAAACAAAUAG
Debaryomyces fabryi is the source of this 1743-nucleotide messenger RNA. RefSeq lists its product as uncharacterized. Gene Ontology annotation, cellular component: fungal-type vacuole. Gene Ontology annotation, biological process: transmembrane transport. Lineage: Eukaryota; Fungi; Ascomycota; Pichiomycetes; Serinales; Debaryomycetaceae. The transcript has a single exon. The coding region runs from base 1 to 1743 and encodes 580 amino acids. Gene Ontology annotation, molecular function: transmembrane transporter activity. The record is from RefSeq and is a predicted model, not a curated record.